UGGGAUCAGCUGUCUGGGCUCCUGUGUUUUGGCAGCCCAGGCUUAGGAAGUGUUUGGGUUCUAUUUAGGGAAACGCGGGUUUCGAGUGGGGUGGAUCUGGACACCAGGAGAAGGGGCGGGUGCAGGGGACAAGGCUGCAUUUGGAAAGCUGUAGCAGCAGAAAGAUUGGAGGCAGGAGUGGGGGGAUAAGAUCAUGGAAAUCAAGUGGCAGGCAGAUUCUGGGGAGGAGGGUUUUCUGCAGGACUUCUGAGUUUCUGCAGAGACGGAUGGCAGCAGAGGGGUCAGGCAUGGGGGCACCCCUGCAAAACCCUGCAAGAAGAGGCCAGAAACAAGCCAGCCGGGGGAGACGCAGAGACCAGGAUGCAGACGUCCGCCUGUCCAAAGCCCUCUCCUAUGCUUUGCGCCACGGUGCAGACAAGCUGGGGUUACACAUGGAAUCUGAUGGCUUUGUGGACGUGACGGAGAUCCUCGGUUUGCCCCAGUUUAAAGCCUGGUCCCUCGAAGACGUGCAGCGUGUCGUAGAGACCAAUAACAAACAGCGCUUCGCCAUGCGCCCACACCCUUCUGGCGGGCACCUCCAGAUCCGUGCCAAUCAGGGGCAUUCGCUGCAGGUAUCUGAGCUGGAGCUGACCCCACUUCUGGACCCCUCAGACUUCCCAGAGACUGUGGCCCACGGCACGUACCUGCGACACUGGCCAGCAAUACACCGCAGCGGGCUCUCCCGGAUGGGAAGGACACACAUCCACUUAGCCCCAGGAUUGCCAGGGGGUGGCACCGUCCUGAGUGGAAUGAGGAACAACUGUGAGGUGGCCAUAAUAAUUGAUGUCGCAAAAGCCCUGGCAGAUGGAAUCGCUUUUUGCCGUUCAUCUAAUGGGGUCAUCCUCACACCUGGUGACCACAACGGUCUUCUGCCCCCUCGCUACUUCCGGGAAGCCCUGCAGCUUCGGCCUACGAGGUGUUUACUGCCCCUCGAAUGACUCCGUCCCGAGCCUGAGGCCAUGCCCUCUAGUGCCUUCUCUCUCCCGAGUCUCCAGUUGGUGCUGUGCGUGGAUUCUUUAUUCCCACACCAGAAAUCUAAGAAGGGAAAUAAAUAACGGGUUCUCCCUCUC
Messenger RNA from Hemicordylus capensis (graceful crag lizard), 1109 nucleotides. It is a transcript of the gene TRPT1, whose product is annotated as tRNA phosphotransferase 1. The transcript has 7 exons. Gene Ontology annotation, molecular function: tRNA 2'-phosphotransferase activity. Gene Ontology annotation, biological process: tRNA splicing, via endonucleolytic cleavage and ligation. NCBI's taxonomy places the organism in Eukaryota, Metazoa, Chordata, Lepidosauria, Squamata, Cordylidae. The coding region runs from base 267 to 977 and encodes 236 amino acids. The record is from RefSeq and is a predicted model, not a curated record.